UCAGCUCUGGGGCAGGCAGCAGCGCGCGGGCUAGAGGGCUGAGUGGGGUUCCGCGCUGGGCGCACGGCUCGGGGAACCAGGCCUGGUCACCUUCGUCCGGGGCCCGGGUUCGACUCCCACUUCCGAGCAGUGAAAGGCAGGUAGGCAGGAGCCAUGCAGUCCGAAUCCGGGAUCGUGCCGGAUUUCGAAGUCGGGGAGGAGUUUCACGAAGAACCCAAAACCUAUUACGAACUCAAAAGUCAACCUCUGAAGAGCAGCAGUUCUGCGGAGCAUCCUGGGGCCUCCAAGCCUCCGAUAAGCUCCUCCAGUAUGACAUCACGCAUCUUGCUACGCCAGCAACUCAUGCGUGAGCAGAUGCAGGAGCAGGAGCGCAGGGAGCAGCAGCAGAAGCUGCAGGCGGCUCAGUUCAUACAACAGAGAGUGCCCGUGGGUCAGACACCAGCUAUAAACGUCAGCGUGCCCACCACCCUUCCCUCUGCCACCCAGGUGCCGAUGGAAGUCCUUAAGGUGCAGACCCACCUCGAAAACCCCACCAAGUACCACAUACAGCAAGCCCAAAGGCAGCAGGUAAAGCAGUACCUUUCUACCACUUUAGCAAAUAAACAUGCCAACCAAGUCCUGAGCUUGCCAUGUCCAAACCAGCCUGGCGAUCAUGUCAUGCCACCGGUGCCGGGGAGCAGCGCACCCAACAGCCCCAUGGCUAUGCUCACUCUUAACUCCAACUGUGAAAAAGAGGGAUUUUAUAAGUUUGAAGAGCAAAACAGGGCGGAGAACGAGUGCCCAAGUAUGAACACGCACACUCGCGCAUCGUGCAUGCAGAUGGAUGAUGUAAUUGAUGACAUCAUUAGCCUGGAAUCAAGUUAUAAUGAAGAAAUCUUGGGCUUGAUGGAUCCAGCCUUGCAAAUGGCAAAUACGUUACCUGUCUCUGGAAACUUGAUUGACCUAUAUAGCAACCAGGGUCUACCACCUCCAGGUCUCACCAUCAGCAACUCAUGUCCAGCCAAUCUUCCCAACAUAAAAAGGGAGCUCACAGCGUGUAUUUUCCCCACAGAGUCUGAAGCAAGAGCACUGGCUAAAGAGAGGCAGAAAAAGGACAAUCACAACUUAAUUGAACGAAGAAGAAGAUUUAACAUAAAUGACCGUAUUAAAGAGCUAGGUACUUUGAUUCCCAAGUCAAAUGAUCCGGACAUGCGCUGGAACAAGGGAACCAUUUUAAAGGCAUCCGUGGACUACAUCAGAAAGCUGCAACGAGAGCAGCAACGUGCAAAGGAACUUGAAAACCGACAGAAGAAGCUGGAGCAUGCCAAUCGGCACCUCUUGCUCAGAAUACAGGAACUCGAAAUGCAGGCUCGAGCACACGGCCUUUCCCUCAUCCCAUCCACUGGCCUCUGCUCACCGGAUUUGGUGAACCGGAUCAUCAAACAAGAACCAGUUCUUGAGAACUGCAGCCAAGAACUUCUGCAGCACCAGGCGGAUCUGACUUGUACGACAACCCUUGAUCUCACGGACGGCACCAUAACCUUCACCAACAACCUCGGGACUGUACCUGAGAGCAGCCCAGCCUAUAGCGUCCCCACAAAGAUGGGCUCCAAGCUGGAAGACAUCUUGAUGGACGAUACCCUCUCCCCUGUUGGUGUCACCGACCCACUCCUGUCGUCAGUGUCCCCUGGAGCGUCCAAAACAAGCAGCCGGAGAAGCAGUAUGAGCACAGAAGAGGCGGAGCAUGCGUGUUAGCGAGCCUGCCUUGCUCUGCCUCGCCACAAACUGCUUCUUCCCUCCAUCAGUGGACUUCAUUAUUUACCUGAAGGGGUUUUCUUGAUAAUUUUCCUUUAAUAUGAAUUUUUUCAUGCUUUAUCAAUAGCCCGGGAUAUAUUUUAUUUUUAGAAUUUUGUGAACUAGACUUGUAUAUUCUAUUUUACAACUACAAAGGCCUCCAAAGUAUUGUACCAUCUGCGUGCAGUAUCUGUGAACUGAAUUCUCGAAACGUGAACUUUCUGGAGCAAGAGGACUUUUGCAUCAGAGACGUGUCUAUCCGUUUCAUUCAGGGGAAAAUAAGGUUUGAGAUUUUUAUAUCUGUGACCUCCUUGGAAAUUAACAUGUAAAGUUUAACUAAAAGAAUGUAAAGCAGCCAAAAAAAAAAAAAAAAAAAAAAAAAAAAAAAAAAAAAAAAGAAAGAAGGAAGGAGGAAGAAGAAGCUGAAGAAGAAAAAGGUGGAAAAGACACCCAUUAAAAACCCUUUUCCACUUGAUAAAAGUAUUGACUCUCUGGUACUGCCUUAAAAACACAGUACCCGACUAGCAUCACUUAGUUUUUAUAUUGCAAACUGCUUAAAGGAAGAAUACAUUAUGUAAAGACAAAAAAGAAAAUAGCAGUCAUUUUCAUGAGGAUGAUCUGGUUAGAAAACAUGUUUUAUGCUAACCAAACUGAAAGGAGUUAGACCAAGGCUCAAAACAGAGGGUCUGAUCUUGCUGGCUUUGAUUCGGCCCAGUUAGUUUUCCUCAUUUACUGAGUGUGAUUCAGUUUCUUCAUAAGAUGUGUUUUAUUUUGAAAUGGUAAUGAAUGUCCUCCCUGAGUAAAAUAUCAAGGGAUACUGAAUGUUGGUUUUACUUUUUUUUUUUUUUUUCACUUUUGCUUUUAAUAAGACAGCCGAACUGGGCACAUUUCUAAUUGGCUUUACUAUUUUUAUUUUUAAAUUAUGUUUUAGUCAUUUUGAUUGUACAGAUUCUUUAUUAUCAUUGUUUUUUUCAAUGUUUGUUUUAAUUUGUAAGAAUAUGUAUCUUAAAAUGGCAAGUUUUCACUAUUUUUACAACUCACUGAUGGUUUUCUGCAUUCUUUGUACAUCCAUGAAAGAAAACUUUUAUGCAAGGUCUUGUGUUUAAAGAGAGCUUUGCAGAUAUUUUGUAUAUUCCAGUCUCACUUAAAACUGUUUUUCACCACAUUUAAGGUAUAGUAUUAAUAGAUUAAAAACCAGACUUUUUAGGAAAACAAAAUACAUACUUAUUUUUAAGAUAUGAAACUAACAAUAUACUUGGAGACUGAUAACCAUAGCAUACUAUGCUCACUAUGGUCAUUUAAAUUGGAAUUUCAACAAACUGGCUGGAUUUAAAGAAACACUGUAUUAGCAAAUUACUUGAUAACAAUGUUAUAAUAAGCAGCAGCGUCAUCAAGUUGGUUUCCGUGCAUUCCCUACUUGUGUAGCCCUAUACAAUCACAGUAGUUUCACAUGUACCAAGCCCAGAUGCUUUAUACUGAUGAUAGUGUUACAAGCCGGGCUAUGGAAUGGAGUUUCUCGGUAGCAGCCUACAACUGAAUAGUGAGUGGCAUAAAGCAUACCCUUUCAGAAUGAAGUGCCUUAAAUAUAGCAGCAGUCUUUUUUGGGCUAGCACUGACUGAACUGUAAUGUAGGAGAGAGUUUCAAGAUGGUAUCUGCAGUAAAGAGGAACAUGUAGCAUGAUGCUGGUGUAGACAUUAUAAGAGCUUCCAAUUUCCCUUCACAUAUUUUUAAUAUGAAAUAUAUUUUAGUGACAGUGCCAACUUCUUUCAUCAGGAAACCUUUUUCAGGAGGGUUUUUAAAAAGUGUUUAAAUGUCAAAUGUGAAUUGGUGAUGGAUGAUGGAGAGAAUCAAGGGGAGUGACUGUCAGAUGUGUGAAUGGAUGGCCUUAGUGAGAGUCAUCAGCUGUGCAGUUCCCAUGCAUGUUGGGGAGUGAGAGUCCUUGGAAAUAUUGACGCAAUGUUAUCAGUUUUGUAGCUUUAUUACUUAAGGGGGUAGGGAAAAUAAGUUCCCAUUCUUUCAACCCCCUUAAAUAUAUAACUCUUUUCCUAGAAUAGUGAUGCAAAUCUGCAUGAACAGCUAAUUGUACCAUAGUGUUCACCGAUACACAUAGCAUUGUCUAUUUUUCUCUUCAUAUUUAUAUAGGGGGAGAGGGCUGGAUACAGAAGUUGAAGAUCACAAUGCUAUGAUGGUAGUUUUUCUUAGCUGAUUCUGAGAGCUGUUUUUAAAUAACAGAACAUAGUUUCACAGGGCUGACUAACCCACAGCUGAGGGACUAUGGCUGUGGUGGAACAACUUCAUAGAAAGUUCUGUCGAGAGACAAUAUGGCAUACUGCACCACCGCCCUGACUCCUGCAGCUCUUGAACCUUCCUUUGCCUGCUCCCCUACCUCCUGAUGAGAGGUAGCUGCUGGGAAAGGCAGGUGAGCAAGCCAGGCAAAGGCUGCAAUGUGGGGGUGGUUUUAUUUCUUUCUUUUUUUGCCAGCCAGAGUGUGGAUUCUUUCAGGAACUGGUUAAGCCAAGAGGCAGUGGUUUUGGCUCACUGUUUUUAAGGAGAGACUGAUCCACGCCACUCCCCCACCCUGGGUGCAGAAUUGUGACUCAGGAUUGAUUGGACCUCCGCUUGGAGUGACCAAAAUACCAAAAUGACCUACCUGCCUCUGGGUAAGGCGAUGGAAAUACCAAACCUUCUGACUUUGCCAAAAAAACCAUACAACCAACCUGAUCAUACAUAGAGGAUGACAGUUCUUUCUGGUUGUUGGUAAACCAUAAAGCAAUAAGAACAAACAAAGUCCAUGGGACAUUGAAAGAUAAAAAGCACAAAGUAAUGCACUUCUUAAUAUUUUUAAAAAUGCACUGGGGAGAAGUUGAUAUUGAUAACAGUAUAAAAAACGGACUUCUUGAUAAAAAUGACAAAUGACUGUCUCUUGCGGACACUUGGUACUGUAAUGUUAAUAAUAGCCCCACUGUUGGGUGCAGCAAUACUUUCUGUAUGGUCCAUAGCACUGUAUAUUACGAAUUGAUAUUAAUGUAUCCAAUGACAUAAUUGAACUGUUGUUCUUAAUAGCCUCAUUAAAGCAUUUGGUUUUUCA
Molecule: messenger RNA, 4862 nt
Organism: Nannospalax galili (Upper Galilee mountains blind mole rat)
Lineage: Eukaryota; Metazoa; Chordata; Mammalia; Rodentia; Spalacidae
Gene: Mitf
Product: melanocyte inducing transcription factor
Exons: 10
Coding region: 154-1734 (526 amino acids)
Biological process (GO): melanocyte differentiation; regulation of transcription by RNA polymerase II
Cellular component (GO): nucleus
Molecular function (GO): DNA-binding transcription factor activity, RNA polymerase II-specific; protein dimerization activity; RNA polymerase II cis-regulatory region sequence-specific DNA binding
Source: RefSeq, a predicted model, not a curated record